GUCCGCGCUUCGCGACCACAAGCCCCACAAUGCCGAGCGGAGCGGGGGCGGGAGCGCUGGCGGGGCGGGCCGGGGCGGGGACAGCGGCCGGGCGGAGCGGGGCUCAGAGGAGCCGAGCACAUCCCUGCACGGCAGAGAGGCGGCGGAGCGCGGAGCGGCGGCAGCAGCACCGCCGGGCAGCGGGCGGGGCGGCGGCGAGCGUGCCGACCUUAAAAUCUCAAGUCAUGUAUUUCCUUGGGCUGCUGUCUCUGCUCGCUUUGCAAAGCGAAGCCUUCAAGACCAACAUUCCUGAUGAAACCAUUGCUGAGCUGUCUGUGAACGUUUACAACCAGCUGCGAGCCAGCAGGGAGGAUGAGAACAUCCUGUUCUCCCCUCUGAGCAUUGCCAUAGCCAUGGGCAUGGUGGAGCUGGGAGCCCAUGGAACCACCUUGAAGGAAAUCCGGCAUUCCAUGGGCUUUGACAGCUUGAAAAACGGUGUUUUUCCUUCCCCAGGUGAAGAGUUUGCCUUCCUGAAGGAGCUUUCUGACAUGGCAACUGCUGAAGAAAGUCACUACGUGCUGGACAUCGCCAACUCCCUCUACGUGCAGAAUGGGUUCCAUGUCAGUGACAAAUUCCUGCAGCUGGUGAAAAAAUACUUUAAAGCUGAAGUAGAGAAUGUAGAUUUCAGCCAAAGUGCAGCUGUUGCUACUCAGAUCAAUAAAUGGGUGGAGAAUCACACAAAUAGUAUGAUCAAAGAUUUUGUGUCUUCAAGAGACUUUGGUGCUCUAACUCAUUUGGCUCUCAUCAAUGCAAUCUACUUUAAAGGCAACUGGAAGUCACAGUUCAGGCCUGAAAAUACCAGAACUUUUUCUUUCACUAAAGAUGAUGAAAGUGAAGUGCAAAUUCCAAUGAUGUACCAACAGGGAGAGUUCUACUACGGAGAGUUCAGUGAUGGCUCCAACGAAGCAGGAGGGAUCUACCAGGUCCUGGAAAUCCCCUAUGAGGGGGAUGAGAUCAGCAUGAUGAUUGUCCUUUCCAGGCAGGAGGUUCCCCUGGCCACACUGGAGCCCCUGGUCAAGGCCUCCUUGAUUAAUGAAUGGGCUAACUCUGUGAAGAAGCAAAAAGUGGAGGUGUAUUUGCCAAGGUUCACAGUAGAACAGGAAAUUGAUCUGAAGGAUGUCUGGAGAGGUCUGGGAAUUACAGAGCUGUUCAGCAGCAGUGCUGACCUCACUGCCAUGUCUGAUAACAAGGAACUUUACCUUGCAAAGGCAUUUCACAAGGCAUUUCUAGAAGUUAAUGAGGAAGGAUCAGAAGCUGCUGCUGCCUCAGGAAUGAUUGCCAUCAGCAGAAUGGCAGUGCUCUAUCCCCAGGUCAUCGUGGACCAUCCCUUCUUCUUUUUGGUCAGAAAUAGAAGAACAGGCACCGUGUUGUUCAUGGGAAGGGUAAUGCACCCCGAGGCAAUGAAUUCCAGUGGCCACGACUUUGAAAAGCUUUAACUGCCACCAGCUACCAGAAGGAGGAGAUAAGCACAUAAAGUUUGAAGUUAAUAUAUUUAAGGUUUGCUGUGUUUUCCCCCAAGACACUGUUUCAAAACGCUUUUGGAUCUAACUGUGUGCAAGUCAGUUCCCAGAGGAAAGCUUACAGUAUUAAAGUAAUGGUUCUGUUUCUGUCAUUGUGAUUGCUGUGUCCUUAAAAUAAAGUUGUGUACAUGUCAACAAUUGUUUCUUGUUCUAGUGAGUUGUAAAGCAGAAAACUGCAAAUCCAUUAUUUGUAAUUUUUUUACAGUCCAAAGACUGACUUGAUCAAUGAGCCAGGAGCAGAUUGUGUGCAGCUCUGGAAAAUGCAAAUGGCAAAAGCUUGGUGGGCAUUUCUAGAGCUGAAGAAGGCCCUGUGGACACUGUGAUCUCACCUGUCCCUGGCAGAGCAGGCGCAUCACAGCUGUGGUGCACUGCUCGAGCAGAGAAAACGGAGCCAGCUGAGCCCAGUGGAUUUGAUUCUUGCCUGUGGUAGACUUUGUGUGAACUGUCCCACGUGAUUCCCAAGUGCUGCUUUUCUGGACGCUCCUGCAUGUGGCUGCCACUGCCCCCCUAAGUGUUGAUGCCAAUAAAACCCGACCGAUCGCAUGGAUGUCCGAGACCUGCCAGUGUAGAAAGCUCUGUGUGUGACUGAAGUAAAGGAGUUCACUAGUAAUGCCAUUUGUGUGGACAUAUUUUUUCUCCCCCCACAGCACUCUUCAGUGUCUCAUUUCAGGGCUCUAGAAUGUUCUUUCU
Molecule: messenger RNA, 2249 nt
Organism: Passer montanus (Eurasian tree sparrow)
Lineage: Eukaryota; Metazoa; Chordata; Aves; Passeriformes; Passeridae
Gene: SERPINI1
Product: serpin family I member 1
Exons: 9
Coding region: 30-1475 (481 amino acids)
Biological process (GO): negative regulation of endopeptidase activity
Molecular function (GO): serine-type endopeptidase inhibitor activity
Source: RefSeq, a predicted model, not a curated record